CAUGUAUGAUCUGCUACUCUGUGACACACAUGUUGUUUCCUUUUCCAGUUUCGAGAGAGUCAAGAGGCAGACGGGAGACUCUCUUACACAGCUGCUCCCCAGGCAGAGCAUCCACUCACAGGACAGGUUCUUAGCAUGGCCACCCAAAACUACAGCGUCACUCCUCCACGUGAGUAUCCGCACAGUCACCUCUACGCUGCUCCAGGGGCCCAAAUGAUGAGAAGCAUGACUUUCUUGCUUACACAAAUGGCUUAAGUAACUUGGCACAGGGAUAUCCUGGCACAUUCCAAUUCCCAAAUGGUUACUUUUGCCAAUUUAGAUAUGAAGUUAAGGGCUCGUUGUCAGUUUUAUUUUCUCUUGGGUUCUUGUUUCAGCAUGAGAGGCACCCCCAUAAAUAUCUGACUUUGGUCAGUGACGAAUCCACGAUGGCACGUGACUGGUAGGGAUGCAAUAUCCAGCCGUGUGUUUAUCCUCUUGGAAACAUGGAUAAUUCUUUGUUUAGAAAUUCAAAUUCCUCUAUAAUUUGUAAUCAUUUAGCUUUCUGGUGUGUGCGAAUGGUUAACACAUCCUAGAAGAGUCCGAAAGAAACUUUGUAGCAUAGUCCACUUUCAAUGUGUGUCUGAAGGCUCUGUGGUCAGGCACACCAAGAGCAUGUCUCGUUGUACAGUGUUCUGAAAUAUGUUUGUACUUUGUAAAUCCACAAUUCUUAGAGCCUCUUUUACCAAGGGAUAUUUAAAUAAAUAAAUAAAAAGUCUUAACCCUUUGAGUGCCAGGCGGUGCACAAAACACUACAGUAUAUUGAAUUUUCUGGGGCUCGCUGAGGCUGGAAGGUUUCGCUGAGCAUUGUCUGGUCUCCCAGGAGUUAAUUCCAGGCUGUUUGCUCGCUAUGUGUACUAACUCGUGUGUGAAAUAAACGCAAAAUGGGGAAAACGACAUGGAAGAAGAAACUUUGCAUUUUUGGCCUUUAUAUUCUAAAAGUUUCCAAAAUGUAACUGCGGAUCUGUUUCAGUGCGAGACAUCCUAAACCUGGUGUUAUCUGCAGCAAUUACUAGCAGCCUGUGUGUGCAACAUGAGACAGACACAACAGCUGACACACAGUACUGACAGGGAGCGGUUUUUGGCACCAAUGACUUAUCUCUUCCAUAGAUUUCUAGUCCGUUAUCUAGAAUAGAGCAAAUACCAUUCCUGAUGUAGGAGGAGUGAGAAAAACACAUCCCUGGUGUGAAAUAUUCAGCUACAGUAACUAUGACAUUGAAAACUACUGCACGUCUUCUGUCCUGUGAAGUGAUGCUGGUCCCUAAUACACCUAUCAUCAGUAACUAACGUAGAUUCAUAGAGACCGCAAGCAGAGCAAGAUUUGCUUCCAGAAAGAAUUAAAAAGAGUUCAUUGUCCAGGCUCAGACACGUUUGAUGUUAACUAUUCCGCAGGGUGUGCAGUACAUCUCAUCUGAAACAGUGAAUGUAAAUGUCAGUCGCAGUUUGCAUGACGCUGGAAUGACGCCGUCUUAGAAAGAAUAUAGUGUCGUUACAGCAAUGUUAAUCACAGAGACAUUUAAAAUGAUGCUGCAAGGUCUGUGAUUAGAGUUUAUACAUAGGGAUACCGGGUAUCAGCCUUCAAGAUACUGUCAGCUACAACUCCCAUCGCUCUCAGCCCACAACAUUAACCUCUAAACCACCCUUUGCACUAAGUCCCUUUAUUCCGAAAUAUAACCCCCUUCCUGAUCAUGGCAGGUUUUUUCUUAAUUGUUCUUAGUCUUAGUUUACUUUACAGACUUUUUAAGGGUCUAUAAAUGUGCUUGUUGUAGUCUUUCUGUAUCUGGCUGUUGGUCGUUGUAUUUCUCCAGCAUUCCUGUUUUACACUGGUAAUAGAGAAAUCCUUUUUAAGCAAACACUUGCUUUCUUGGUUUUUAUUAACUUUUUUUUGCUUUUAAAACUUUAAAAAAUAUAUAUUUUUUGCUUCCAUGUUGCAAUCCCGCUUCACUCAGUGUUGUUUGAUCCACCAGUUACAAUGCAUAGUUUCCAUCAAUGCUUUUUCUAAAACUCUUGAAGUGUUCAUUUAUGGGUAAAAAAUUAUCAUUUAAAUACAUAAAGGGAAUCAACACAGUAAAGGAGGAGACUAUAUUUAAAAGAAGAAAAACUACCACAACAAGAGGACAUAGUCUUAAAUUAGAGGGACAAAGGUUUAAAAAUAUUAUCAGGAAGUAUUACUUACUGAGAGGGUAGUGGAUACAUGGAAUAGCCUUCCAGCUGAAGUGGUAGAGGUUAACACAGUAAAGGAGUUUAAGCAUGCGUGGGAUAGGCAUAAGGCUAUCCUAACUAUAAGAUAAGGCCAGGGACUAAUGAAAGUAUUUACAAAAUUGGGCAGACUAGAUGGGCCGAAUGGCUCUUAUCUGCCGUCACAUUCUUUGUUUCUAUAUUACAUUAUUCGUUGUUUAUGUGUUGUUAUGGGAAAUUAGAUUGUUGGACAAAGCAGGGAAUGUGCAAAAACAGAGCCGCCCUAAGCAACUGGGGGUUAGAAGAGAAAACAUAUAUUAAUUUUAAGUGGUAAAAAUUAUUGUGUACGUGAUAAGGGACGUGGUUUCGAAGAAAACACCGUAGUAACAGAAUAACUUUAUGUAACGCACAGGAAAUAUAUUUAAAGCACCUACAGAAUAAAGUGAUUGAUGCAAUAUUAUCUCACCGACCUUAUGUUCAGCCUUCCCCUCUCUCCCAAAUAGUCAUUCCUGGGGCUGUGGGUGCCCAUAUCCACAAGCUGUAUUAUGUUAUAAGGCAGAUCUGAUCACACUCAAUUAGCUUCCCAUCUGUCCUGUAAUGGCCUAACAGUCUAUCUUCCUGCUAAUGCAAACAGGAAAUCCUUGCAUCCUGUCUAAAUCGGUGUGGAUCCUGAACAGAAAUUCACUAAUGUUUAAAAAAAAUAAAAUAAAAUGAACUCUCUCAAGUUAAGGUUUUUCUGGGUCUCUAAAUGCUCCUCACCCGAAGGGUUGGGCAGUCUCUUGUUUAUGGAGCAUCUGCUGACCAUGCGGGGGUGUUUGGAUGAGAUGAAAUCUGAACUCAAUACAUAUCCAGAUGGACACAGUGAGGUCCAUGUUAUUGUUACAUUUUUUGUCUGAUUACAGUAAAUGGUUUUCAAUAAAUAUUCAUGUGUAAUAAGCAAUGUUUAUUUAUAACAAGAAAGGAAAAAUUGUUAUAUCAUUAGUUAAACCUAAAACCGACAUCCCAGAACUUAACUUAAGUAUAUAGUUACGUAACUCAUAUAUUGAAUAAACAUUUAUUUGCCUCUAUCCUGGACCUGAGGGCCGCCAUCUUGGAUCCAAGUCAGUCAUUUUACACCUGGCAGUCAGCCAAUUGUCUCUUUCCUAUCCUGCAAUGGAAUGUGUGCCCUUGAUGUGCCAGGACUGAACUGGAUUGAAAUUGAAUCGCUACAUUUUGAAUAUACAAUUAAAACAAAAUGGAACAUGGCAUGGAAAUUGGUUAACUGACAUUUCUAGGCGCUUUACAGUGUUUUAUUUUGUGGGGUAAUUUACAGAGAAGUGACCCUUCCCCUUUAAAUCAAUCCACUGAAUCGCUGCCUGUUCAAUCCCAUGGUUUGAGCCCUAGAGAUGCAGAAGUGUUUAGUCUUUUAGAUUUUUUUGUAUGCUUUGUGAACUUUUCCACUUUCGCUGUGCCAAAUUCUCUGUAUGCUUGGCUGAAUUUCUUACUUAUCGCCCAGAGCCAAUAGGAAAUCUUUCUAGCAGUUGAGAAACGGAAUCUUAAAAACACUAAGUGGACAAAGAUCAGAGUUUGUUAAAGGAAUACAUAUAUAUAUAUAUAAAAGCAUCUUUAGUCUUAUACUUGGAGGGAAAUUCCACUUCUUCUAAACUUGUUUUAUAAAGAACGGACGUGUUUUUAAUUUCAUUUAGCAGCUUCUCUGUUAAAUGAAGCACAAAGUCACUGUCUGUGUAAGUCUAUUUUGUCCAUAUUAAGUUAUCCAUACAGGUUGUUUUUUUUUUUGUCCAAACCAAUAUUUGACUUCUGGGAGUGGAUCAAUGCCCACAUUCUGUGAGCUUUUAAUAAGCUUCAUUGUUACGCCCUCUAGAAAUGGGCAAGUUGGCUUGUGCAGGUAUUUUACCAGCCAUACCUGGCUUAAUACAAUGUGUGCACCUGGAGCCUACGGACUGUGUGUUUAAAAAAAGCAAAAGUUGAGCGUGAAGUUGGUUAGAUAAUGUUGCAGUAAUUAACUUCCUUAAUGCAAAUAUAUUACUGCAGCUAACAUGCAUCUGGGUAUCAUUUUUCCAGACCUUUUUCUCCCUGGUCUCCACUGAUCUCAUAAAGGUCGUCCUCUGCUGUGGCGUGCUGUGCUCUAACAAAAAAGGUACUUCCAUCUAACCAGUGCCGGUGCUAGGAUUUUAAGUUACACAGGCGAACAUGCAUUUUGGUGCCCCUCAACCUCCUUUAAAAAAAAAAAAUGCAUCUUCACCUGUGUGUAUUUCCUCCCAAGCCACAGGCAUAUUUUUUCACUCACACAGUCAUACAAACACAGAAAUAAUCAUACAGAGACAUUUAGACACAUACAGUCAGUCAGAGACAUACAGACAUACAGGCAAAGACAUACAUGCAUACAGAGACAUGAAGGCAUAUAAAAACAUGCAUACAUACAGAGGCAUACCGUCAUACAGACACAUACAUACAUACAGAAACAUACAUACAAAGACAUCCAGGCACAUACAUACAUACAGACACAUACAUACAUACAGGCAUACAAAGACAUGCAUGCAUACAGAGACAUACUGCCAUACAGACACAUACAUAUAUACAGGCAUACAGAGACAUACAUAUAUACAGGCAUACAGAAACAUACAUACAAAGACAUACAGGCAUACAUACAGAGACAUACAGGCAUACAGAAACAUACAUACAAGACAUACAGGCAUACAGACACAUACAAACAUUCAUACAUAGAGAGGCAAACCGUCAUACAGACAUACAUACAUAAACAUACAUACAAAGACAUACAGGCAUACAGAGACACACAGACACAUACGUACAUACAGAGACAUAAAGGCAUACAGUUACACACAUGCAUACAGAGACAUAUAUACAGACAUUCAGAGACAAACAAACAUUUAGUUACAUACAUGCAUGCAUACAGAUACAUGCAUGCAUACAGAGACAUACAUACAUAGAGAUAGAUACAUACAUACAGAGACAUACAUACACAGACAUACAGACAUACACACAUACAGAGACAUACAUACAGAGACAUACAUACAUAGAGAUAGAUGCAUACAUACAUACAGAGACAUACAUACACAGACAUACAGACAUACACACAUACAGAGACAUACAUACAGACAUACAUACAUACAGAUACAUACAUGCAUGCAUACAGAUAGAUACAUACAUACAGAGACAGACAUACAGAAACAGACAUACAUACAUACAGAUACAUGCAUGCAUACAGAUAGAUACAUACAUACAUACAUACAUACAUACAGAGACAUACAUACAUACAGAGACAUACAUACAUACAGAAACAUACAUACAGAGACAUACAUACAGAGACAAACAUACAUAAAAACAGAGACAUACUGACAUACACAUACAUACAGACAGAGACAUACAGAGACAUACAGAGACAUACAUUCAGACAGAGACAUACAUACAUACAUACAUACAGAGACAUACAGAGACAUACAUAGAGACAUACAGACAUACAUUCAUACAGACAUACAUACAGAGACAUACACACAUACAGAGACAUACAUACAUACAUACAUACAGAGACAUACAGAGACAUACAUUCAGACAGAGACAUACAUACAUACAUACAUACAGAGACAUACAGACAUAAAUACAGAGACAUACAUAGAGACAUACAUAGAGACAUACAGACACACAUUCAUACAGACAUACAUACAGAGACAUACAUACAUACAUACAUACAGAGACAUACAGACAUAAAUACAGAGACAUACAUACAUACAUACAGAGACAUACAUAGAGACAUACAUAGAGACAUACAUAGAGACAUACAGACACACAUUCAUACAGAGACAUACAUACAGAUACAUACAUGCAUGCAUACAGAUAGAUACAUACAUAGAGAUAGAUACAUACAUACAGAGACAGACAUACAGAGACAGACAUACAUACAUACAGAUACAUGCAUGCAUACAGAUAGAUACAUACAUACAUACAUACAGAGACAUACAUACAUACAGAAACAUACAUACAGAGACAUACAUACAGAGACAAACAUACAUACAAACAGAGACAUACUGACAUACAUACAGAGACAUACACACAUACAGAGACAUACAUACAGAGACAUACAGAGACAUACAUUCAGACAGAGACAUACAUACAUACAUACAGAGACAUACAUAGAGACAUACAGACAUACAUUCAUACAGACAUACAUACAGAGACAUACACACAUACAGAGACAUACAUACAUACAUACAUACAGAGACAUACAUACAGAGACAUACAGAGACAUACAUUCAGACAGAGACAUACAUACAUACAUACAUACAUACAUACAGAGACAUACAGACAUAAAUACAGAGACAUACAUAGAGACAUACAGACACACAUUCAUACAGACACACAUUCAUACAGACAUACAUACAGAGACAUACAUACAUACAGAGACAUACAGACAUAAAUACAGAGACAUACAUACAUACAUACAGAGACAUACAUAGAGACAUACAUAGAGACAUACAGACACACAUUCAUACAGACAUAAAUACAGAGACAUACAUAGAGACAGACAUACAUACAGAGACAGACAUAGAGACAGACAUACAUACAGAGACAGACAUACAGACAUACAUACACAGACAUACAUAAUUACAUACUUACAUCUGUUAAAUCUUGUCCCCUGGGUGCAUGCUGUCCGGCUCUGUGGAGUCCAGUCCUGCAACCCAGCCCCAUCACAGGGCGCCAGCCGCGCUGUGUGGGACACAGGGAGCAGGGAUAUGAUGUCAUUCAUAUCCCCGCCCCCUCCACACAGCCUGCGGCAGACACCAGGAUAGGAGGUGGGCGGGCCGAGGCUGAGCUCCGCGGGCGGGAAUCUCUGGGCUGCGCUCGGUAGUAACCAGCUGGAGGGGAGCCAGGUGCGCUUCCCUCCUUCCUGUCUGCCUGAUGUCGCGCCCCCAGGGCUGGUGCGCCCUAAGGCGGCCGCCUGGGCCGCCUUAUGGUAGCGCCGGCCCUGCAUCUAACCCAGUUAUGCGCCAGUCUUCUCACUGCAGCUCUGCUUUGCCCACUGGAGAUCAUGUCCCAGACAGUCCAAUACAUCUCUUAGUGUGAUAGAGGAAACCCUCCUGAUUGUCUAGUGAUAGCCAAGAGAUGUAACCAAGGUGGUUUAUAAAAGUGCUGCUUUCCUUUUACAAAAUAAAACAGAUGGAACUUGCUAGAUUAACUCUGCAUGUCUGCCGGCGGACGUUAUUUAAUGGUUUGAAUAUUCCUUUAUGUAAAAUCUUAUCAUAUAACCUAGUUUCUGAGCAUGAUUUAUCAGUUAGACAUCUCAGAGCUCUGACACCCAAUUGACAGCAUUUAUUGGAUAAUCCCUUCCACUGUCUGUGAAUAAUCUCUCAUUAAUGCAAGAACCAUGGAAGAAUUCUAACACCGUGAAAUAAAGACUGCUAUGGGUUACUGCAAUGAUUGAGCACUGAUAACAUCACCUGUUUUCUAGCUAAAAUCGACCUCUUUGGUGAGGGAUUCUAAAAAAAUUGGUAUUUCCAUUAUUAUAAUAUUUGCUAUAUAUUGUUUUGGUUAAGUCAUUAAACACGUUCACAAACAAAGCCCAUAUCCUCUGAACAGGGAUGUUUUACACAAGUACACCCUAGGCACCAUAACCACUACUGGAGCCAUCUACUGGCAUACCUCCCAUCAUUGGGAGUUCUCCCCCCAUGCAGCAGACCUAGAAGGCAUCUGCUUUCUGUGUCAGGCUGCUGUUCUUGCCCUCGUCAUUCACCAACGGUCGGAGAAAAGAGGAGAUGUGUGUAGUCCCUGCGUCUUAUCCUUCACACACAGCGCAAGGUCUCACAUAAUGAGGGCCUAAUGUUGACGCGUUUCCAUUGGCUGGCUGUGGUUAUGCACUUCCCUUUGAAGGCACAUGCUCAGUUGUCGCUAUGGGUUAAUUUGGGUAUUUGGCCCAAGGCCGGAGGUUUUGCACCCAUACAUUACAGGCAUAGCUGUGAUCCCUCCCACUGCAGCAGAUCUGUUUAAUUCAAGCUUGUGGAUAAUGCUUAGUACACGGUCGUAUUGUGCAUGAAUGAUGCGUGGAUUCUGGCUGUGCCAAUGAUGACCGAAGAUAUCCCAAACAUGUUCUGGUGCUUCAGUAGGGCCAUAAAAAGUAUAUUGCACAGCUAUCUUAACGAUAUAAAAAAAUAUGUAUCUCACAGUAAAUUAAUGUAUUGCAAUUUCUUAAAAGUUAAUAUAAACUGAAAAAGAAAUGGCGCUGAGAUGCAGACUUUAUGUGUUUUUGAUUCAUAUAUGGUUUAUCUAAUAUAAUACAUAUUAAAAUCUCUUUCCCUAGAAUAGCGGCUGCAGCAAACUUUAUUUAUUUAUUUUUACCCAUUUCAUACCGAUCUCAGUUUGUGAGAACUGGAGAAUAAAGUAUUCAGCUGUACGUGUCACACAAGGACCCCCUAUGUAGGAGAUUGUGGUGACUUUAUUUAGUGCCAAAUAGGAGUCUGAGAUGCAGCACGUGGUAUUGUAAGCCCCUGGUGCGAGGAGAUUGCAUAUUACCAACUGAGCCCCCACGUCUGCCAGUCUAAUCAUGUUUGAUCAUGUGGGCACCAUGUGGCAGCUGUUGCAUUUGGUCCUGUUAGGUUAUCUAAUUCAUAAUUAACUGUAUUUACUGCAUGCUGUACCCUGGGGGGGUAUCACGUGACCAUUGCCCCAAGAAGUUUAUAGGAAGACUUUGUGUGCUUUAACCCACGGAGGUUUAAAUAAUAAAUGAAGGUAAUUUCUAUAAAAAAUACAUUUUGUUUCCAUGUGUACUAUGUGUCAUUGUAAGGAUCUUACGUUGCACAGAAAGGGGGGGCCCUUGUGAAAGUAAUGGCCACCAAUCCACUGGGGGGAGUGUGGAGGGUAAUAGUGAAAUUUUCACCAUGCAUCUCACUAUAUAUAUAUUAUUAUUAUUAUUAUUAUUAUUAUCGCCAUUUAUAUAGUGCCAACAAAUUCCGUAGCACUUUACAAUAUUAUUAGAGGAGGGAUUUAACUAUAAAUAGGACAAUUACAAGAAAACUUACAGAAACGAUAGGUUGACGAGUGUAUAUAUAUUUGUGUGUGUAUGUAUAUACACAUUGCUUUUUUUUAUUUACAACAAACACUCUUUCUGCCUGACUUGUAUUAGGCAGAAGCUUCAGACCGAACAUGCUGUAGGCAGAAAGAGUGCUUGAUUACUAAAAACCAUAGAACGUGGUAAAAUAGCGAGCACUGGGUCAAAUGGCUUUAAAAAAAAGCAUUGCAAAUAAUAAAAAAAAAUAAUAAAAAAAAAUGAUAUAACAUUAAGAUUAUGCUAAGUCAGAUAUUAAAAUCAGUUAAUGUCAGUGUUCCUUAAAUUUUUCAAACAGUUAAAGCUGUUUAAAUACAUAUUUCAUAUUCCACCCAGGACAGCAAUGGCUGUUAAAGCUCUAAUCAUUUUUUUCUGUUGCAUGUCUGUUUUGACACAUUAUAAACUGAAUUAGAUUGCAUACUAUUUUUUUCCACAAUUCAUCCACUAACUAUCGAGCAUUUCAAGAAAAACAUGUAUAUUUCGUUCUUUUUGUUUGUCGAAUGAUUAGAUCUGAGGUCGGCUACCCACAGCUUUUCAGUUGUUGAUGAAUUACCCCUAGCAGAGGAAUGAGAGGCUGUGGAGACACAGGUGCCCUGUUGAUGACGUCAGAUCAUGCAAAUCUUUUGACAUUUGGAGAACUGUAGGCUGCUUACUAAUGAUGAUAAAAUGUGUCUACUAGAUCAUUAGGCAAGCAGAUCUUGGGAGUUGUAGUUUCGCAGCAGCUACAUCAACAAUUUCCCUACACUUAGAUGUUGCCAUAUUUUAUUGACUUCUAGCAUAGAAUUAAAUAUGUUAUAGUUUAUUUAUCAGCAAGAUUUUCCUAGAUUCGCUCAGAUAUCUUUGGAUUAUGACAGGUGAAUGAGCAAAGUUGUAUGCCAGGAUCAUAGGGAAGUCCCUGCUAUUUCCUGGUGAAAUAUGGUCUUUUCCCAGCUCUGGGGAGCUUAAAACUGGACAUUUAGACAUUGUCUACCAAUUAAGUUUAUACUGCUAAGUAUUGCGUUUUUAAACUUCCAGUAUAAUAAAUGUGGACUCGUUGACUUAAGUAGUAGACAGCAGGGUUGAGCUGAAAUUUAUUUAAUGGUUUAACAGGUUUGUGUUGUGUAAAAGGAGCAAUUUUGGUAGUGUUUCUUUGAGUUGGUGCAAAAGAAUGCGAUUCAGAAGUCAUUCAUGCCCGUGUAAUCGAAGCCUGCUUGAAAUUUGCCGGGAUAUUCUGCUUUGAAUUCUUUGUACUAAGUGUAUAAAAUCUCCCAGGGGUCUUUUUUCCAUUAGUUCAUAAAAUUAAUAGUCUAAAUUCAAUUAAAGCUGGCGAAGGCCUGGAGGGCAGCGUGCCCAGAGCUUUGAGAAAAAAGAGCAAUGAACAGACAAACAAUGUCAUUUCUUAACGGCGGUCUCCAUAAAGAGAAUGUCCCCUGUCAUUUCCAAUGCCUAUUAUUUUAACCUCCUGCAUUUUAACUCUAAUUUGGGUGGGAAACACAUGGGGGUGAGAUAGGAUCAUGUCACCAUUCCAAAUAAUCAAGCGAUCGUUAGAUGAAUGUGCUGUAUGUCAAUGAACUGUGGAAAUCUUAAAUUCUGAUAUAAAACAAAACUGACGUUCUAUCCAGUAUACAUGUAUAGUAUCUAUAUAGAUUGUUGAAACACCCACUCCCCGGCUCGGACUCACUGCUGCAUUGGCCCUGUGUAAACAAUUUUUCAGCUGGUUAGAACAAUUAUCACAGCGCCUACAUUGCAUGUACUUUAGUUUCUGAGAAAGACGGUUCUCCUGCUCUUCCCUGCCAAUCAACUGUCAGUGUACCCCUCAUAGGUACUGUUUAACAUGGUAUGCAUAUCUGGUGGUCCUAUUUCUUGUGUUCUUAAAAUUUACAGGCUGUUUAAAGAUAAACUAGACCUCAACUUUUCUUGACUACCCAGUGACAGUGGAGAACAGAAGAACCCCAGGUCAGAUGGUUCAACUUUCUAUCACAGCAACUACAAUGCAAGCACUGCAGGUGCUAUGAUAGUUCAUGGCGCUUUGCAGGAGACAUAUUUGAAAGGAGUGUCUGAUGUCACUUAAUUUUGAAGCUUACGUGGUAGUAGUGAAGCCAGCAUGUUGUUACAGGGAGGGGAGAGAGAUGUGACCUGCUUGGAGAAUCAUCCAACACAGGCCCAGAACAUAGGUGCAAAUGGGGGGUGGGUGUUACAUGGUUCCAACACCCACCGGCUCUGCUUAAAUUUGUCGCUACAGAUGCAGUAAGUUCUAAAUAUAUAAUAUACAAUAUAUCUCUCUGAUAUUUAUUGCAUAGGGAGGUGUCAGUGCUUCCUCAGAGCAGGAUUAACUACAAAGUGACACUAGGUGGCUGCUUAGGGACAAGGGGUAAGACAGGGACCACAGAACCUCUAAUUGGCACGACCCAUUAACCAAUUUCUAUCAAAGAAUGAAGGAGAGGAGCCAACCGCCUAAGAUCCCGUGUGAUUUUAAUCCUUUUCUGUGCUUAAUGUGAACCUUAAAGCAAGCAGCUCCACACAGGUAAGAAGGACACAAGGCCCUGUUCUUGCAAGCUUUGCAAUCUACCUCCAUGGGUUUCAUGGUCAGUCCAUACUCUUGGACAAACUUCUGCAAUUUCCCAUCAGUCUCUGCCAGCACACAAUGGGUUACAGAUUGAGGAAAUAGCUUUCUUCCUCACAAAACCAUCUUUCCUCCCUAAUGACAUGGCCUCCUGCCAUGACUUCAUGCUGAAGCUGAGGUAUUAAGAAUUCAGCAACAUGUCUGUUAUCUAGGAUGCUGGAGUUUAUUUUGUCCCAGCUCAGAUAAAUCCCGAGGAGGAGCUAAGCUGUUUAUCAGUAGUCUGCAGGAACAACAGGGAGGGAAAGAGUUAUAAGGCUGGGCUUUGAAGUGUGCCCUGAGACUCUGCAAAGUUUGGUAGCAGUUGGAGAUAAGAAACCUGCCCUUGCGUGCUAACAAAUUACUAGCACUGCAGUGCCACCGCGCCUGCUAAAAUUAGUCACUUAAUGAAUUUCAAAACUUGUUCAUAAAUUAAUUUCUUACUUAAUCACAGAUUAAUGUUUCCAGAGAUAUAUUUGAUUUUAUUAUGUGUUCCUUUGCUUAAUGCUUAGUAUACUGGUAUGUUUUCAUCACUGAUCUAAAGAGAAUCACUCAUCACUCUAACAAAGUCUGUUUUUAUGGUUAUGGUGUAAGGAGGUCCCCUGUCUCCCCGCACACAGUGUAUUAUAACUGCAGCUAUAAGGUUAUGGUGUAAGGAGGUCCCCUGUCUCCCCGCACACAGUGUAUUAUAACUGCAGCUAUAAGGUAAUGGUGUAAGGAGGUCCCCUGUCUCCCAGCACACAGUGUAAUAUAACUGCAGCUAUAAGGUUAUAGUGUAAGGAGGUCCCCUGUCUCCCCGCACACAGUGUAUUAUAACUGCAGCUAUAAGGUUAUGGUGUAAGGAGGCCCCUUGUCUCCCCACACACAGUGUAUUAUAACUUCAGCUAUAAGGUUAUGGUGUAAGGAGGUCCCCUGUCUACCCGCACACAGUGUAUUAUAACUGCAGCUAUAAGGUUAUGGUGUAAGGAGGUCCCCUGUCUCCCCGCACACAGUGUAUUAUAACUGCAGCCAUAAGGUUAUGGUGUAAGGAGGUCCCCUGUCUCCCCGCACACAGUGUAUUCUAACUGCAGCUAUAAGGUUAUGGUGUAAGGAGGUCCCCUGUCUCCCCGCACACAGUGUAUUAUAACUGUAGCUAUAAGGUUAUGGUGUAAGGAGGUCCCCUGUCUCCCAGCACACAGUGUAUUAUAACUGCAGCUAUAAGGUUAUGGUGUAAGGAGGUCCCCUGUCUCCCCGCACACAGUGUAUUAUAACUGCAGCUAUAAGGUUAUGGUGUAAGGGAGGUCCCCUGUCUCCCCGCACACAGUGUAUUAUAACUGCAGCUAUAAGGUUAUGGUGUAAGGAGGUCCCCUGUCUCCCCGCACACAGUGUAUUAUAACUGCAGCUAUAAGGUUAUGGUGUAAGGAGGUCCCCUGUCUCCCCGCACACAGUGUAUUAUAACUGCAGCUAAAAGGUUAUGGUGUAAGGAGGUCCCCUGUCUCCCCGCACACAGUGUAUUAUAACUGCAGCUCUAAGGUUAUGGUUUAAGGAGGUCCCUUGUCUCCCCGCACACAGUGUAUUAUAACUGCAGCUAUAAGGUUAUGGUGUAAGGAGGUCCCUUGUCUCCCCGCACACAGUGUAUUAUAACUGCAGCUAUAAGGUUAUGGUGUAAGGAGGUCCCCUGUCUCCCCGCACACAGUGUAUAAUAUCUGGAGCUAUCAGGAAUUUAGGAGGAGUUAUUUUGUUAGGGCCUUGGUGCCAGAAGCAUUAGGUAGUAGCCUCCCACCAAACAUUAAACAAUAAAAUGUUGCCUGGGGGUUAAUACAGAUCCAGGGAACAUCUACUGUUAAAUCAACACCCACCAGUCCAGGAAAAAGUAGGGGGCAUUGUGCUGGGUGAAGCUCUUAGCGUUGAUACCUUGAAAGCCACACUUAAUAUUUACUUGUAUUCUUGGUUCUUGCUCUUUGGAGGCCAGGAGCAUGGGACGUUUGUAUCCUGCUUCCUGCUUAUUCAGAUGAAUCAUGUGAUAUCUCACAGGACAUUCAGCUGAUUGUGCGUUCCAGUUUAUAACAGCAAUUACGAUCUUCCUGGUAAAUGCAAAUCAGAACAAAGCUCGGUUUGAGGCAUCGCACUGUGAAACCCUCACUACACCUCGAACUGCAAGUCCGACUUCCUUGUGCGUGCUAUCGGUGGAUUACUGACUGUGAUCAUCAUUUGAGAAACUUGCCAGGAAUCUACGCACAGGAUAUGUCCCACAAACAGAGUUCAUAUGAAAUUGUUUCUUGAUGGCAAAGGUUUUUUCAAUACAGUUAGAAGAUGAAGGUUAAAUCUGAUGAUAAAAUGUAUAUUUAGGAAAACAGUUUAUCCUGAGAAAGUGUCAUUGUGAUGCAUGUGAGUCUAGAUGAAGUGCUAAGACAAUGGUCCCUGUUUCGCAGUGUGGUUCCCCUCUCCUUGAUCUCCAAGUUAUAUAUUUAGAAAUGAAGAAAUAAAGGUUCUGUUAUAUUAUUUAUCUUAAAGGGCAAUGCUGUUUCACUUGGCGUUCCCCAUGUGGGGUCUGGCCAGUAUGCAUAUUUGAAUGUAUAUGUGCUUCCCCGUCGUGAAAGGUUGCAGUGAGAAAUGGAAUUUAUAGACAGUCAACUAAUUUGUUAAAUAUAUAUAUAGACAAAAUAAACUAUUUAAAUUGGAUUUGGUUGUGCUAAAAUUCACCAUUUGGUAAAUAAACUCCUUGGAUUUAACACAAUUUUUUCUGAAAACAGCUAUCUGGGCACUUUCUGAAUUUUUUCCCUGUAACCAUAUGAUAAACAAACAUCUAACGCUGACAUGCAGGGCUCUCUGACACUGAGUUACCCUACUGCAGACCCACUCUUUGUAAAUACUAAAGUAGCUCCAACAGAGAAUAAACAUAUCACAUAUUUUUAUGUUAAAGGAACACUAUAGUGUCAGGAAUACAUAUGGAAAACACCAUUUAGAUUACAGGCCUCUCUUGCCUCCCGUGAGAAGGUAAUUUAUUCACCUUUUUAUCCCACACCUCACUGGAUUUGCCUUGGAUGACUCCGGGCCACUCUGCUUCUUCUGAAAUCAUCAGUUUUGGCUACGCUGGUUUAUUCUUAAUGAAUAAAUACAUCACUAUGGGGAACGUUCACCAGUGACCCAGGAAGGACCUCUAGUGGCCGUCAAGUGACUGCCCUAGAGGCUGCCCCUUUAAACAUUGGUUGCAAGGUGACUCGGCUAUUAUUUCCUUUAAAUAACGCAGUGCCUUAUCAAAUAAAAAGGAAUCCUGUCUAGAUAUUGAUAUGUGACGAUUCCCUGUGUUAGCUGAGCUUGACAGCGUGUAGGAAUUUAUAUGGAGCAGAAGGAAACAGAAAAUCAAAACAUAUUGGAGCCUAGGGAAUGAGAUCUGCAGAAACAGGAAACAAUGGUUUCAAAGCACUUCAGAGGCUGAAAAGGAGAAGAAAACGGGUAAGUUAGAGACAUGCCAGGCACCUCCUGAUGCCAAAGAUAUACUCCCCAGGAACUGCCAUAAUUUCCUCCCAUGCAACCAAAUGUAUCAGUGUGCUUCCAUGAACCCAUGGCUCUAUGAGUGGCUAGCGUGUUACUGGACACUUUAUCAUGGGAAGGAAACAUAGAUGAUUUCCUGCUAAAGCUUUGCAAUGUCUUUCAAUCCUCUGAGAUAGGGCUGUGAAGCUGAACUCCUCCAGCUGUUUUCAGUUGUAGAGAACUGCCUGAUUGACGUCUCCGUAACUGUGCAGUAAGGAGAAAGCAGCACAUCUCCCUGUUACAUUUACCCUGCAACAAACAGAACGUGCUCCUCGGGCCCCUACCCAGGAAUCAGCUCAUUUCGCUUUUCUCCAUACAUUUGAUGUCAAUAUCAGACGUCAAUGCAUCAGAUGUUCUCACUGUGAAACACUCCUUUAGGGCGUAUCCUCUAAACUGGGUGUAAAAGUUGCAAAUUGCAUUCCAGAAAUCUGAGAUAGACCAGUAGCUGAUGCUGUUUUUUUCCAGUUCAGCAACAUUGGAGUAAAACGUGAAAAUAAAAAAUUCAACAAUGGCUGAUUUAGAAAAUAAACCCUAGAUUGUAAGCUGUUGCGUCUCAAAUCGUGAUAUAUGUGUAUGGUGGGUUUAUGAUUGCAUUUUGUGAUGCUCAAUAUAUUCUAAAGAAACACAACCUAUCAAUAUAUUUACCUUUGCACAAAGCACUUUAACUAUAAAAUAAUAUUGUGGUUCUGCUACUCCGUAAGACACUUAGUUUAAUUUUUGAGACAGCUCAGUAUUCUCCUAAACAGAGAAACAGGUCUGUACUCGAUCACCUGUGAAGGAAUUAACAUAGAGAGGGCCUUGGUGCAAGAAUUGCUUUUGGCCCCCUGUGUGUUUAUUUAUAAUGUGUUUAUUUAUAAUGUUGGUGUUUUAAUACAGAGCUGUGUAUGCAUGUAUUGUUUGAAUGCAAGGUUGUAUUUUUGCAUAGUGUUAACGUUUGAAUGCUGAAAUACACAUACACACUGAUACACACACACACACACGCACUGAUACACAUACACGUACUGACACACAUGCACACAGAUACAAACACUGACACACAUGAAUAUACACAGACACACAGAUACACACACUGACACACUUACGGAUACACAGACACACAGAAAUACACAAUGGCACACAUACAGAAACACAUGCUUGAUGGGUGGCCCUAAGUAUAUAUCGAAUUACCUUUCUCUUAGGGCCACCUGACAAGCAUGUGUUGAGGUAGUUCCGCUGCUGUCUUGCACACAAUAAAAUAAUCUCUCAUACAAGGCAAUGACUCCAGGUACUCUCUCCUAUUGGACAAUGGCUCUUUACUCUCUCAUACAGGUUAAUAGCUCCAGGUAAUCUCUCGUAUAGAGUAAUGACUCCAGGUACUCUCUCAUACAAGGCAAUGACUCUGUACUCUCUCAUACAGGGUAAUAGCUCCAGGUACUCUCUCAUACAGGGUAAUGACUCUGUAAUGACAAUGGCUCUGUACUCUCUCAUACAGGGUAAUAGCUCCAGGUACUCUCUCAUAUUGGGAAAGGCUCUGAUACUCUCGGUGACGAGACCAAUCUCGCCACUGUGCAUUGGAGGAGCCUGGUUGCCUGCCUGCUGCCUUUUGACUAUGGACCAGCAUUUAAAUACUUAAUUUUCCUAUGCAGAAAGGUCUAUUCAUUUAUUUCUGCCCUGGCGUUCGGUAGAUUCUCGGAUUUACUGAAUGAACUCAUUUAACACAGAUAGCUAUGCCAUGGAGCCUAUUCGUGUAAUUAAAGAUUUUGGCUCCAUGGCAAUUGAACUGUAUGUGUGUGGUCUGAGCGCCAUUCAGUAAUAAUGUGCGCUCAGACCUAAGCUAUCUGGGGAUAUGUUGCAUGUCUGUAUUUUAUGUAAUAAAUGUAACAUUGUCUAUUUUAUUGUAUUUUACUGUCUUUUGCUACCAUGUGGCUAAUGGAGUUUUGCCUCUGUCCUUUGAGAUAAUUUGAUUACUUCUCAAUUAUCUCCAGGAUAGAAGACUGGUUUUGGGCAGAAAAGCCAUGCUUCAUUUGGUCACAAAGGACUUUGAUCUAACUUUUGACCCACUGGACCAAUUUGUAUGAUUUUGACAUAUGUUUGUAUUUGGAGUAUGCUGAUUCUGAAAAUGUGAAUGUGAUGCAUACUUUUAAAGUUAUGAAUAAUGUGGAAAAACUGUAUUUCUCUGCCUGUGAUAAUUACAUUAACCCAUUGUGUAAGGUAAUUGUAUCACAGGCAGAGGGGAGGGUUUUGUGUGGGAGUGUCUGAGUGUAUUGUACGUGUUUAUUGGUUGUUUUACAAAACCCUGUGGGUGGUACUAAUGUGUAUAUAAGAACAAUAAACCCACAGCUCUGUCUGUUCCUGCUUAACCCUCAAAACGGAGCUUUGUCUCGUUCUUGGGGGGAUUUAUUGUAUGCUGUUCCAGUUUGACUGCUAGGAGUGUAAACCUAUUCGUAUGGUUUUUCCUAUUCGUAUGUUUGAGAGCAUUCAUAUGCUGCUCCGGUUCGGUGGAUUAGUGUCUUUGGUAGCUGCCUGUGUAUCUGGAAGGGGAAGAUCUACUACAUGGCGGUUUAACCCUUUUAUGCCUGGGGGUGCCGUUACACUCUCCUAUAACAUUGACACUGCUCAGGUACACUCCAGGAAAAGUGUCUUACAGUUAGAGUGUAGCAGAACUUACACUCUAACUGUCAAUCACUUUGUUAAAAUAACAUUAAAUCAUUUGCCAAUAAGAUGACAGCAUGUUUUAGAUUUCUAAAGUUUUAUGUGUUUUUAUAACCGGUUAACCUAACUCUCCUCUCUUCUAAUCUUUACCCAGCUGCUGAAAUCUCCAGCAACGGAACAGAUGGUGCUAUCAUCGGAGGUAAGGAAGACAGCUUUAAUGUAGGCAGCCAAUACGAUCAGGAUGGAGGUGGUUUUUUAGGAUCUAAUAUUAGAUGCAAGCUUAGCUUAUAGUAAGAACAUUUUAGAACAAAUGGGGGGAAAUGUAAGGGGGCGCAAAGCCUGAGGUCUCCAUGUCUCUCCAAUCUCAAAUCUGAGAUUUAGGAAUGAAUUUGCUGCUUCCCUGAUGUGUUCAGCAUUUGAUCUCUUCACAAAACUUUCUGUUUCUUUGAAAAAAAACAGUGGUAUAUCUCAGGCAGAGCCUGUUUUAUCCGAUCAUCUCAGAACGGACAAUGCGGGUUACAUUUAAAGAGGCCAACAACAAAAAAUACAUAAUUGGAUUUUAUUAUUCUGUUUUCACAUUCGAAACAACACAGGAACUCCUGUGUGCAAUGCAUAAUGGUUUAUCUUUUUUGCAGUAACUCCUUAGAGAAAAAAAAAAAUACUCAAAACUUACUCUUAUAGCCCAGAGAGUGAAGGAAUAGCAUUCUUUCUUAAUCUGCCAUACUAUUAGACAGAGAGACAGACAGAGAGACAGACAGACAUACAGACAGACAGACAACCAACAUGAUAUGGAUGGGUAAAAAUAAUAUUAAUAGAUGAAAGACAGAUAGAAUAUAUAGAUAGACAGACAGACAGAGAUAUAUAGAUAGACAGACAGAUAGAUAGAUAGAAUAUAUAGAUAGACAGACAGACAGAGAUCGAUAGAUAGACAGAUAGAUAGAUAUAAUAUAUAGAUAGACAGACCGACAGACAAGAUAGAUAGAUAGAUAGGAUAUUUGAUAGAUAGAUAGAUAGAUAGAUAGAUAGAUAGAUAGAUAGAUAAAUUAUGUAUAAUACUGCUAACAACACACUGAAUCAAUUUAUUAUUAUUAGUACUAUCACAGACCCAAAAUGCAGGUGGCUACAUUUUGCAUUACGUGUAGUAAACAUACAAGUUAUUAAUUUUAAACUAAUUUAGGCAAAUGAGCACAAGAGGUGAUGAGUGUGAUCUUUUUUUAGACAGAGAGGCCAGCGUGUGUUAUAGAGAAUAUUUCAAUGUGAAAUAAGAAAAACAUGAUUUGCUCUCUCUCAAUGGUAGGUAAGGGUGAGAAGACACACGGGGGAGGGAAGAUUAUUAUAUAACAAAACAUUGGAGGGGGAAAGGACAAGACAAUAAAAUAUUUAGGUAUCAGAGGAACGGGCGUAUCACUGAGAGGGCGAAAGGUUACAAGGAAGCAAUCCUCAUAAAGUGCGUAGCAGCUCUGCCAUCAUUACGCAUUUAUCAUUAAUUAUAUUUAUUUGUUGGAAGAUUAACAGAGGCGCUUCAAAUGUUAAUAAAAAACAAAGAAUUGAGAUGUAGUGCAGUGUAAAAUGUUAUAUUUGUUUUAUUUUAAUCUGUCAUAAUAUGAUUAAUCUUUUAUUGAGCUCUGGCAUUGAGAAAGCUGUUUUUACAUAAUUUGUGUAAAACAAUGACUUAAUCAAACCAAUGCAAAAUGCAUCUUUAGUUACCACGUGAAGUUGUUUUUAUUUUUUAAGCCCUCCAUGUUAUUUGCUAAUAACGGCAGCAGGGGCUUAUGAUGUGAGUGCCCAAUCAGAGUCACUGAUUUGUACAUUUGACCUAAUUAGUGCCUCAUAUUAUUCUAUAGAGUGGAUGAAGGAAUUGGCAAUGAAGACAGCCCAAAGUAAUUUCUGGCUAGAUAGCAAUAUUUUAAUAAUCUGCUAGUAAAAAGGUACAUUGAAAAAAAAAAACUACAGAAGAAUUCACAUUUUAGCAAAAACGUUUUAAAGCAUUUUUUCCCCCCAUUCUUGCAGGUGUGAUUGCUGCCGUAGUCGUGGUCUUGCUCUGCCUCUUGGUAGUGAUUCUCCGAUACUUAUACAGGCAUAAGGGGACCUACCACACAAACGAGGCCAAGGGAACAGAAUUUGCUGAAAAUGCAGAUGCUGCUUUGAAAAAUGACCCCAGCCUACAGGAUGCUGUGGAUGAAUCCAAAAAAGAAUAUUUUAUCUGAGUCUGAGCCUUCAGCACACAGAAGGAUUGGUUUCUUAAAGCUCUGCUUCUUCCAUUGUACUUUAAAGGAUUUAAUGUGCAAAACACUACUGCAGUAUUCGUAAAAACUCCCGAACAAAGCAUCUUCUAUCUACGGAAGGUCCUAACACCAAAGUGCCUGACUGUGACCUCGCUCUGUGUCAUACCGGGAGAAUCUACCUACCUGCAGUGUCAUGUGUCUCAUGGAUCAUUUUUAUGCCACAGCCGCACAGAAUUGAAUGAAUCUUUUCUACUUAGAACCAUUAACUAACGGCAGUGGAAUGGCACUACUCAAAAUUGCCACAUUCUCAGUUGCUAAUGGAAACUUUCAUUUUAACGGAAAGCUUAAACCAUCUUUAUUAUUUGUUUUAUUGCACCUUGAGCCUUUCAGUUCUGGUGGGGAGUGUGCAUCUUUCCUUAAAGCACUGAAAGGUUUAAACCCUACAUUGAUGCAAAGAGCAAAUAGCGCCCCCUACAGCCUGACAUUCGCUGCAUAACCACACUGCCAAGGUUUCUCCAUGCCGAGUUUCCCAGUAUACUGUGUGUAGUUGGCAUGUGAGACCACCUUGUGUCACAGAAUGUCCGUGAUACCACAAUGUUUUAUUAUAAACGCUUAUUAUCCUAAAGUUUAUUUAAAACACAUCUUAUCAUUUCACUUGCAGAUUGUAAAUACAAUUACUAGUAAAAUAUGGUAGAACCAAGCAGCAGCUGUUUGGAUGCUGGUAAAUGCGAGAAUAUCUACAUGGACAUAAUUAUUGGCUAUUCACUAUUCAGGGAUGUCAUAAAUAUGCCCACAGAUAGAAAAUCCAUGCUACGGCACUCUCAGCCAGCGAAGGUGCCAAACUCGAAAGGUUGCUUCUAUCAUUAAUGCUAUCAUUGUUUAAAUCCACGACCGCAUGUAUUGAAGGGAACAGCCAACACAGGAAUGAUAAAUACACAUUGUUAAAAACAUAAAAAAUACUUUGUCAAAUCAUAUUUUUUAUAGUUGUUAUACUUUUAUAGUUUGUUCUCAUUUGCAUGAUCAUAUGCUAAUUAAGUAUGUAUCAUUGGAGCAAUUUAUUCACAUGUUGGGCUGCACAGAAAUGUCACAAAGAGAAGGAGGUGACACGUUAGAAAUAUCUCAUGUUACAUACUUGAAAACAUAUGAAUUAAUAAUAUGUACACACAUGUUCCAUAAUGCAUGUAAUGCAGGCUCCUUCACUGCUAUGGCUGAUACAAGUGUAUUGAUACAAUAUUUCUUACAAAUGAAAAAUACACAGAUCUGAUGAUGACUCAAAAAUUUGCUCUCAUCUAAAAUGACUAGACAAUAAUCUAUUUACUAUGCACUGAACUGCAAUGAAAUGAAAUGGAAAUUGCAAAAUUCUGUAAAAUUGUCUUUUUAGUGAAUAAGCCCCCAUAGGAAUAUUGCCGACAAUUCUGUUACAUUCAAGGUCAUUAACACAUAAUGUAGCCAAUUAGGAGUAGGUUUCUGUCUCAGCCAAUAGAAACUAAGAGUGUAAAGUAACCUUGGCACAACAUCGCCAUUAAAAAAAAAUCUUAACGAGGAAUAUUGGGUAAAUAAUCAUUUAUCAGAUAUACUAAACCGUGAAUAAUGUACAGCAAGCAAGACAUAAUUAUAUGAAUCUAUGGAGAAAUUCACUGGAGACAUAUCAGCUUGAUAAAUAUGACUUUGUGGUUUUAUUUUGUGAAGCAAUAGGAUUUUUUUUUUACAGAUUUGAUACAUUUUUAACUAAGAGGUUUUCCAUCCAAAAACAUCUUUUGAAAGUAAUUAUGUAGCGCUGUUUGAUAGAUUUAGGAGUAAAGUCUUUGACCUCCGAGUGUCAGUAUAAAAGGAUAUUCGGUGAAAGAGGUCUAGUUCGCUAUAUUCCCAGUAUAGCAGUAAUUUGAGCAGUGUGUUUUAUCAGACUAAUUAAGCCAUCUAUCCACUUACACUACAUGACAUGUUUAAAGGAUCUGAUUUCAUUUAUACACAGUUUUAACCAAAGUGCCAGCAAUGUAUAUAUACAAUGUGUUUAUUUUACCUUAUAUAUUUGUACCAUCAGCCUAGAGGUAUGGGUAUGGCAAGUAUGGUGGGUAUAUGUGCAUUCAAAUAUUCCCAUAAAGCCGAUAAUGAAAUUACCAUCCUGGAAGUGAACGAGUGCUCGUACAGGCCCAAACAUUCAGUGAUCAUAACAUUUAACCUAUGUCUUUGCUAGAGACUUCCAUAGCUCAGAGUGCAGAUAGAAUGUUAGCACUCCUUGUCAUCCACACAUUUUUAUUGACAAGUCAAACUCUAUGACCUUGAAGGCAGCUUUGACCUUUUUCUUUAACAUAAUUGCUACUAAUCGAGGUGUAAUGUUUGAUAUCAGAGGUGAUUGCGAUUUUCAAGUGAUAUGAUCCUCUGUGGUUUCUCAUUAUGAACCAGUCUUUAAUUCACACAUUAUCAGCCCCGAAUAAGUCAUUUAGCGCUGGAACACUUGCCCGUGACACUUUUAUUUUUGCUGGGAUUCAAACUUGGGUUGUUUCUGGCCAAGAUUUAAUGUCUCUAACAAGAUUUAGAGUUACACAGAUUGACCUAACAUGAUGUCAUGGUACAGGCAGCUCUCCAACUGCGGUUUAGCUCGAUGACUUACUGGCUACACUAAGAAUUAUGGGUGGUAGAUUUCCGUAAAAUAAUUUCAGCAAUAGCCGUACCUGGAGAGACACAUCCAUUGGUUCUGAGUGACGUUUACUGACAUUACACAAUCUGUGUAGGACUGGCCCUGGUUUUAGCAUAAAUACGUAAUAGCAAAGAUAUAUUAUAUCAAUAUAUUCGAACACUAUUUAUCCCUCUGCUCGACUCUACAGCAAUAAACGUUAUGAUUAUUAUUACUAAAUGAUGCACUGCUAUAGUAAUAUGGCAGAUAGAACUCUGUUAGAAAUACGUAGUAAAUUUUGAAAAAUGGCCAGAACAUCAAUGUCCUAGUGUCUAUAGGAACAGAGUAGGGGGUAACCCUCAAUAAUUGCAGAACAAAAAAAGAGGUAUCUGUUCCUAAUGCCGAUAUCAGAUACACACAAAUGGUUAAAAAUCUAGAAGAUACUUUAUUAAUAAAUAGAAAACAUAAAUCUGAAAAAAUAGAAAACAUAACAUUGCCGGGUUUUUUUUCAAAUAUACGUUUUCUAUUUAUUAAUAAAGUAUCUUCUAGAUUUUUAACCAUUUGUGUGUAUCCGAUAUCGGCAUUAGGAACAGAUUCCUCUUUCUUUUUUGUUCUGUUAGAAAUACUAUCUAAAGAUACUGGUCCACGGGCAAGUUCAGAAUUAUUCAGGAAUCCGUCAGCGAGUUACAAAUUGUAGUUAAACUAAACAAAUUCUCCAACUUAUUUAUGGUCUCUAAUAAAACUAGUCUGCCCUUAACAUCUGCAAUUUUCCAGGGAACAGUUCAGCUUAGUGAAUAACGCUGAUUGUGACUUUAUGAUGAAAUUUGGAUACAGUCUAGGACCCGUGCUGACAGUUGGAGAAAGUUCUUUGCACAACUUCUGACUCCUUUUAGAGUUCUGUUUAAUUGCUGUCAUACAGAGGUUUAACCCUUUAGAUGAUGAAAAUGCGAGUAACAUAUUCUCCAUUUGAGAAAAGAUUCCACCACAAAGCUUUGUCAGUGCAAAAUGCAGCCACAAUCCCAUUACUACACCAUAUGGAGGCUCAUGUGCCUUCAUGUGCCAGCGUGCGCAUGCUCCACUAACGUACAAAGUGUUAACACACCCGUAGCUUAGCAGUCAUCACCUUAACGAGGAUUGCUGGAUUUUAAUAGGGUAAUUAUAGGGUGACUAGAUGACUUAAUGUUGUUUUAUAUUUUAUAACUCCGAGACCUUUGAAUCAAUAAAGCAGUAUUACUGCAUUUGCAGAAUUAAAAUGUCUGUGCUGUUUCUUUUAUUUAGUUUCAGUUUUUUUACGGAUUGGGGUCAAUAAUUUCAACAUUUCAGAGCAAAUGUAUCAUGUUAAGAAAAAAGACUGGAAGCUUGCCCGGGAAGCUUUCAAAACAUGUUGUAAUUGGUUUGUUUUGGGUUUUCAGACCAACGCCACAAUUUAAUUUUGUUGGAUAAACUUUUUCAGAUGAUUUCAUAUUUUUGAAUAAGCUUUUCAAAUGAUUUUUUUUUUUUUAUAAUAAAUAGCACACAUUUAUCAUACAAAAACAUUUAUCAUACAAAAAAAAUCAAUACAUCAGAAUAUAUCAAAGGAUCACAAAAUUCAAAUAUUUUUCGUAAUAUUAAAUUGUUUUAAAAAUGUAUCCUAAAAUACUUACUCAUUUAAACAGAUUAGCCAAGAAUAUAUAUAUGUAUUUAUUAUAUCUGUCCAUUAUUAGGCUGCAGUAGUUACAAAAUAUCACAUCCUUAUGUAUAAUAUCACCUUGUUUAUUUGGAAGUUAUUUUUCGGCUCUGAAACAUCACAAUCUUCCAAGUUGCUCAUUGGUGGAGAAUUCCUUCUCUUACACCAUAAUUCCAACAAAAUGUCACCCUUUUGCUGGUUGGUCAUUAUUGAAAACAAGGAGAUGGCUUAAAAAGAAUCCUGCAAAUCGGUUGCCAUGACCUAGGUAAAGAUUUGAGGACCAUGAAGAAGGUUUUUAAAUCUGAAAGAGAACAAUGGAGGUUUUAAGUCAGAGUAAAUAGAAUGAAUAGAUACGAAUAUAGACAUUUUGGGACUGUACUGGGUUUAUGUUGCCUUAACAAGAGAAGCCAUACCAAUGUAUUGAAGAUCAAUGUCGCAGACUACAGAGUAUGAAAGGCCACCAUUCUCGGCUAGAAGAAAACUUCCAUAGAACAAAAAGAAGGCAUUAAUCGGAAAUCACAAGUGUUCCCC
Molecule: messenger RNA, 25026 nt
Organism: Pelobates cultripes (western spadefoot toad)
Lineage: Eukaryota; Metazoa; Chordata; Amphibia; Anura; Pelobatidae
Source: the annotation of a GenBank genome assembly